AUGACUAAGAAGAGAAGAUCCGGCGGCCGCAACAAGUCCGGCCGAGGCCACGUCACUUUUGUGCGAUGCUCCAACUGUGCUCGCGCGGUGCCCAAGGACAAGGCUAUCAAGCGCUUCACUGUUCGCAACAUUGUUGAGGCUGCUGCCAUCCGUGAUCUUUCCGAGGCUUCGGUGUACCAGGAGUACGCUCUGCCCAAGCUGUACAUCAAGGUGGUCUACUGUGUCUCGUGCGCGAUUCACGCUCACAUUGUGCGUGUGCGAUCGCGCGAGGGUCGUCGCAGCCGUCUGCCCCCUCCUCGUGUUCGCUACAACAAGGACGGCAAGAAGAUCAACCCCGCCGUUGCCCAGCUCCAGGCCAGCCGCGCUUAA
This is a messenger RNA of Mycosarcoma maydis (corn smut), 369 nucleotides long. RefSeq names its product 40S ribosomal protein eS26. The transcript is spliced from 2 exons. The coding region runs from base 1 to 369 and encodes 122 amino acids. Gene Ontology annotation, biological process: translation. Gene Ontology annotation, cellular component: cytosolic small ribosomal subunit; ribosome. NCBI's taxonomy places the organism in Eukaryota, Fungi, Basidiomycota, Ustilaginomycetes, Ustilaginales. Gene Ontology annotation, molecular function: mRNA binding; structural constituent of ribosome. The record is from RefSeq and is a predicted model, not a curated record.